GAUAUUUAGACUAACCUUCAGCAUUGUAAACAAUUCACCAGUCCUUUCAUCCAUUCAAAUUUAUUAGACCGCCUUUGUUAAAAAGUAGAUCUAGAAUCUAGCUCUUCUUAGUCUUACAAUGUCAAGUACAGCCGAAAUAUUCAACGAUUUCCAGACAUACCUCAACACUGAACAUGAUUUAAGAGAGGAAAUCCGAACAGUUGUUAGAGAUUUGGAACAAACAGCUCGUGAAAUUCAGACAGCCUUGCAAGUCAUUCACCAACCAUCUCAAGGUCUCAAUAUUUGUGGUCUUUGUGAUAAUGUUGGGUUACUGUUCAAGAAAAUACAAGAGCAAUAUGCAUUUUUGGCAAGCAAAGUUCCUGAAAACCAAUAUUACAGAUUUAAUGACCACUGGAAAUUUGUAACACAGCGUUGUGUGUACUUAAGUGCUCUUGUUGUUUACUUGAAAGAGGAGCGUUUGAUCUCAAGGGAAGAAGCAGCUGAUCAAAUAGGAUUAAAAGUAAAAAGAGAAGAUGGAUUUCAUAUGGAUUUAGAUGAUUAUCUAAUGGGGAUUCUCAGCCUUUCCAAUGAACUUUCUCGCCUAGCUGUAAAUGCUGUCACUGCAGGAGAUUAUUCACGUCCACUCAGAAUUUCACAUUUUAUUGGAGAACUUGAUUCUGGCUUUAGGUUACUAAACUUAAAGAAUGAUGCUCUGAGGAAAAGAUUUGAUGGCUUAAAAUACGAUGUGAAGAAAUGUGAAGAGGUCGUGUAUGACUUGACCAUUCGUGGGUUGGUGAAUAGAGAGGUUAAAGGUGAAUAGUGGACAGUAUCAUUUCCUUCUGGCAGCUACUGACACAGUCAACACUGGGGUC
Messenger RNA from Physella acuta, 851 nucleotides. Its product is annotated as translin-like. The record is from RefSeq and is a predicted model, not a curated record. Gene Ontology annotation, biological process: RNA metabolic process. Lineage: Eukaryota; Metazoa; Mollusca; Gastropoda; Physidae. Gene Ontology annotation, molecular function: RNA binding; sequence-specific DNA binding; single-stranded DNA binding.